AUGACUACCAAGAUGGAGCCUCUGACCAUCGAAUCUUCCCACGUCGAAAAGGCACAUGGCGACGACAUCCAAGCCGCCAUCGACGCCCAAGACCUCACCCCAAAGCAACAAUACCAACGUCUCUGGACAAACCUCAAAAAAGACAAACGCUACGUCCUAUGGUCCUUGUAUAUCAUGUCCCUCGUCUUCGGAUGGGGUUACGACCAAGGCCUUUCCGGCGUCGCUAUCGCAUUCCCUGAAUUUCGCAAAGUCUAUGGAGAGUACUACCAGGUCGGCGAUCAAUAUGUUAUCCCGGCUUUGUGGCAGUCUCUUUGGAAUGCGGCUAGUACUAUCGGUCAGGUCUUUGGUGCUUUUUUGACGGGUCAGUUUGCGGAUUGGGUUGGUCGAAAGGCUGUUCUUUGGACUGCUGUUGCGUUGUCCAUUGCUUCGUCUUUUGCGCUGGUGUUUGCACCUAGUCUUCCUGUUCUUUUCGUCUCAAAGCUCCUUCUUGGUCUUUCAGUUGGUCUCUCAACUGUUACUCCUCCACUCUACGUCACCGAGAACGCGCCCGCCGCACUUCGAAGCUCUCUCAGCUCCCUCACCAACGUCAUCAUCGUUUUGGGUUUCUUCCUCUCCUCCAUCACUGGCUGGGGCUCUUCCAAGAUCAAGGGCGAAUGGAGCUUCCGACUCGCCUUUGUCAUGACUUUCCUCGUUCCUACUCUCUUCGCUAUCGGUCUUUCUUUCCUUCCUGAGUCGCCCAUCUGGUACGUCAAGAAGGGACGCGACGACGAUGCGCGAAAGGCUAUUGUCAAGCUUUACGGCGAUUCUAUCGAUGUUGAGGAGAGACUCAACUUCAUCAAGUCGGAACUGGAGGUUGCUGCCGGUGAGGCCAACAUGGCUAAGCAGACUAGCUGGAAGGCCAUCUUCUCCAAGGAGCACCGAUCCAGAACUCUUGUUGCCGUCAUGGGUCUCCAGUCUCAGAACUUCUCGGGUGGCUACUUUGCCAACACAUACCAGACUUACUACUUCGAGCUCAUCGGCCAAGCCGACCCUUUCGGCCUUACUGCGAUCUCGUCCACCCUCCAAUUCUUCUCCAACCUCGUCGCCGUCUCAGUCUCCGAUGUCCUCCCUCGCCGAAAGUCCCUCAUCGGAGGCGGUACACUCCUGGGGUGCUGGUCCAUCAUAAUUGCGGGUACAUCGAUGGUCAGCACCAGUAACCACGCCGCCAACACCGCCCUUCUCGCAUUCAUGAUCACAUGGUCGAUGCUCUAUACUGCUACUGUCGGUUGUUUCGGCUGGGCUGUUGCUCAAGAGACUGCUUCCCAGGCUACUCGUCCCAAGACUAUCGCUUUUAGUCUUGUGUGCCAGCAACUUACUGCUCUGAUGCUGUCUUCCGUGUUCCCGUACUUCAUCAACCCUGAUCAGCUGAACUGGGGUGGCAAGGUCAUGUUUCUGUUUGUUGGUGCCGAGGUCUUUAUUCUUGCUUGUCUCUUCUGGUUCCAGCCUGAGACCAAGAACAGGACUUAUCACGACAUCGACUGCUUGUAUGCUGGUGGUGUUCCCCCUCGCAAGUUUUCUGAGUAUGUUGUUCAGGACGAUGUUGCUGUCAAGAAGCCUAAGGCUUGA
Messenger RNA from Fusarium coffeatum, 1605 nucleotides. RefSeq lists its product as uncharacterized. The record is from RefSeq and is a predicted model, not a curated record. Gene Ontology annotation, cellular component: membrane. Lineage: Eukaryota; Fungi; Ascomycota; Sordariomycetes; Hypocreales; Nectriaceae. The transcript is spliced from 2 exons. Gene Ontology annotation, molecular function: carbohydrate:proton symporter activity. Bases 1 to 1605 code for a protein of 534 amino acids. Gene Ontology annotation, biological process: carbohydrate transport; transmembrane transport.